UAAAAAUACUAAAUAUAUCCUUUAUUAUUCUCCACUCUCAAAUUUACUUAAAUAUAAUAAAUAAAGAUUAAAGUGAUUAGUAUGGUGCUAACCCCUCAUGGAGUUAGCAACGUAGCUUGUCCCCACUUUCUCCAUCCUUCCCUGAGUUAAGCAAACCCAGAGCCAGAGCAGGGGAGUUCAAAAUCAAGAGCACAAAAAUGUCGAAUCUUUUCAGCGAAAUCCAUAUCCCAAACCAGAAGCUGCUACACAAUUCCCCGCCGUUCCCGGCCAUCCUGUCUCCGGCCGCAACAUGGUCGCCCACCCUCUUAGACUUCACUUCCGCCAUCGAAUCCCAAAAGCCGCCGUGGAGGCGUUUGGGUUCCCGGAAUACCCUUACGUCGGCGGCGCCGCCUCCCGGACGAAAGUCGUCGGUCUCCACCGCGAAUGAGUCGCCGCCCGACCAGAAGAUUCCCUUCCACCACGAGCUGGCUCAUGUUCCAGAGUUCCCGACAAAGUUGUUCUUCUUUUGCGAAGUGGAGCCAGCGAGUGGCGGCGAGACACCAAUGGUUCUGAGCCACGUGGUAUACGAAAGGAUGAAGGAGAAGUACCCUGAAUUUGUGGGGAGGCUGGAAGAUGAAGGAUUGCUCGCGAACAGAGUGCUGACCGAAGAAGACGACCCUUCUUCCGCCAUUGGUCGAGGCUGGAAAUCAACGUUUUCCACCCAUGACAAGCAUGUUGCUAGUGAAAGGGCAUCAAAGCUUGGAAUGAAGCUGGAGUGGAUCGGAGAUGGAUCAAUGGUGAGAACAGUAAUUGGCCCGAACCCGGCGAUCAAGCACGAUCGCUCGAGGAAUCGUAAGGUUUGGUUUAAUGGGAUGGUGGCGGGUUAUACAGCUUUUGGCGACAAACGAAAUGAUCCGACGAAGUCUGUCGCCUUUGGGAAUGGCGACCCUUUGCCUAGCGAUGUAGUCUAUGGUUGUUUACGGAUCAUGGAAGAAGAAAGCGUGGCAAUUCCUUGGCAGAAAGGAGAUGUCCUCUUGAUAGACAAUUGGGCAGUUCUUCAUGCUAGAAAGCUUUUCACUCCACCACGUCGGAUUUUGGCUGCACUCUGCAAGUAGUGAAAUGUAUUUAAUUACUUCGAUCAUGUUUUUUUGUAUCGAUUUGCAGCCUUAAUUGUUCGUGUGGAUUCCUUGUGAUUUCCUCUACUUUUAUAUAUGAAUUUAUGAUAUUGGCAUGUGGUGAAUUAUUUCCUAAAAUUUUGUGCGGUUUAUUAAGGAUUAAUACAAUAAUAUAGUCAUAUUUUUUAGUUUAUUAUAAAAAAUGUCAAAUGAAAUACGAAAAAUUAA
Molecule: messenger RNA, 1322 nt
Organism: Linum trigynum
Lineage: Eukaryota; Viridiplantae; Streptophyta; Magnoliopsida; Malpighiales; Linaceae
Source: the annotation of a GenBank genome assembly